Pichia membranifaciens NRRL Y-2026 is the source of this 1040-nucleotide messenger RNA. RefSeq lists its product as hypothetical. Gene Ontology annotation, molecular function: GTPase activity; GTP binding. NCBI's taxonomy places the organism in Eukaryota, Fungi, Ascomycota, Pichiomycetes, Pichiales, Pichiaceae. Bases 178 to 831 code for a protein of 217 amino acids. The transcript has a single exon. The record is from RefSeq and is a predicted model, not a curated record.
CUCAAGGCCAGCGGUUUUGGAGGAAAAUAGGAGCUAUUAGUACGGGAUACACGCAGACGUACACACCGAUUGUCUGCAAAUAGUGGUACUCUCUACACAGACCAUACUCUGCUCUUCCGGUUGAUUCCUGCUACACACGCAUUUUCCUACGAUUGAUAUUAGUAUCCGCAUAAAGAAAUGUCUGCUUCUUCACAAAUACCCGUUAAAUUGGUCUUGCUCGGCGAAGCGGCCGUGGGCAAGUCUUCUCUAGUUUUGAGAUUUGUGUCAAAUGACUUCCAGGAAAACAAGGAGCCGACCAUUGGUGCCGCUUUCCUAACCCAGAGAUGUACUAUCGGAGACAAGACCAUCAAGUUCGAGAUAUGGGACACUGCAGGCCAAGAGCGUUUUGCAAACUUGGCACACCUAUACUACAGAAACGCCCAAGCUGCGUUGGUUGUCUACGACGUGACCAAACCAGCAAGUUUUAUCAAGGCCAGACAUUGGAUGAAAGAGUUGAAGGAGCAAUCGACAAAGAGCAUUGUGGUUGCCUUGGUGGGUAACAAGUUCGAUUUGAUUCUGGACGAAGAGACGGGAGAAGAAAUCGAAGGCGCAAGGAAGGUGUCUGUGGAAGAGGGCAAAACUUUGGCUGAAGACGAAGGCGCUGUAUUUUUUGAGACAUCUGCUAAAACGGCUUACAACGUUAACGAAGUUUUCAUGUUUAUCGGCGAAAAACUCUUGGAGAACUUAGAGAAGGCCCAACCAGAAGAAGCACAGUCACAGACACAAAACAACAGAAUAGAUCUAACAGCAGCACCACAGCACGAUGUAAAUGAGAACGCUUGCUCGUGUUGAAUGUGAGUUUCUUCGCUGUUUAGAAUUUUCUUAUCGAAUUCCCAUUUUUUCUCUUCUUUUCCCUUCUUGUUCCUCUGGCUCCUCUUCUGUUUUCUUGUGUCCAUUUUCUUCUUACACCAAUAUUUUGUUUUUGAGUUUUGUCCCUUCUUAUAAAUUGUGCUUUAUAGCUCUGACCUUAAAUAGCAGUAUGUAUACAUGCAGAAUGAUGU